Messenger RNA from Gadus macrocephalus (Pacific cod), 6984 nucleotides. It is a transcript of the gene abcc9, whose product is annotated as ATP-binding cassette, sub-family C (CFTR/MRP), member 9. Gene Ontology annotation, cellular component: membrane. The record is from RefSeq and is a predicted model, not a curated record. Lineage: Eukaryota; Metazoa; Chordata; Actinopteri; Gadiformes; Gadidae. Gene Ontology annotation, molecular function: sulfonylurea receptor activity; ATP binding; ABC-type transporter activity. Gene Ontology annotation, biological process: transmembrane transport; potassium ion transport.
CGUUUCGAAACAGAUAUAUUUUUCUUCUUAAACGCUCGUUUAACAAAAACACCUUAAAGUCAGUCUGUAGAAAAAGUGGGUUGAAGUUUACUCUUCAUCUUCAAUUGAUAGGUCCGUUACGUUACGGCACGGGGGGCAUCGUCGCGACUCCCACCGCUGAACUCCUUUCAGUCUGGAAACCCGAUAGGAGGGAGGGAGCGAGGGGCGCAGCUGAUCAGCGCUGGCGGGGCUAAAAAUAAAAAGUAUCUUUCACGUUUCUGCUUAUACUUUCUCCUUCACUGUCUCAUCUAUCGUGUAUCCUUACAUUAUAGGUGGCCAAAUCGGAAUGAGACUUUGAGUGUGAAUAAAGAGCCGAGAGUUUGAACCUUGAAGCGAGGCUUGUGUGGCCCAAUCAGGCAGGUGGCAUGGCCUUGUCAUUCUGUGGGGUUAACAAGGUGAAUAACUCGUACAGCGUGGAUGGAGGUGUGCUCAACAAUGGCUGCUUCGUCGACGCCCUGAACCUUGUGCCCCAUGUCUUCCUGCUCUUCAUCACCUUCCCCAUCCUCUUCAUCGGCUGGGGCAGCCAGAGCUCUAAGGUACAGAUCCACCACAACACAUGGCUCCACUUCCCCGGACACAACCUGCGAUGGAUCCUCACCUUCUCGCUGCUAUUUGUCCACGUGUGCGAGUUCGCAGAGGGCCUCGUCUCCAGCAAGGGAAUGGAUUCCAACUAUCUCCACCUCUUCAUGCCUGCGUUCAUAGGCUUCAUCGCAGGCACAACUUCAGUGGUCUACUACCACAACAUAGAGACCUCCAACUUCCCCAAACUGCUGCUUGUCCUGUUCAUAUACUGGGUGCUGGCCUUCAUCACCAAGUCCAUCAAGCUGUGGAAGUACACUGAGUACUAUGUGGGGCCACGUCACCUGCGGUUCUGCAUCACAGCCUUGCUGGUCAUCUUGUACGGGCUGCUGAUGGCUGUGGAGGUCAACGUCAUCCGGGUCAGGAAGUACGUGUUCUUCGCCAACCCUCAGAAGGUGAAGCCCCCCGAAGACCUGCAGGACCUGGGGGUCCGCUUCCUCCAGCCCUUUGUUAACCUGCUCUCAAAGGCCACGUACUGGUGGAUGAACCCACUGAUCAUGGGAGCCCACCGGAGGCCCAUCGAGCUGAAGAAGAUCGGCAAGCUCCCCUUCGCCAUGAGGGCCCUCACCAACUACCUACGCCUGAAGGACGCGUACGAGGGCCAACGGCGUGUUUGCGGGGAUUAUUUGGUUCCCUGCUCUGAUCAGUUAAAUUUUGAUCUUAAAUUCCGUUCUCCAUCUGCACAGGUGACCAAUGGCUUCUUCACCUGGGGAAGCAACUUGUCCACGUUGUCAGACAUCAACAUCCAAAUCCCCACAGGCCAGCUGACCAUGAUUGUAGGACAGGUGGGUUGUGGGAAGUCAUCUCUACUGCUGGCCAUGCUGGGAGAGAUGCAAAUCCUGAACGGACGAGUCAGCUGGAGCAAUAAGAACCGCUACUCAGUGGCGUACGCAGCCCAGAAGUCCUGGCUGCUCAACGCCACGGUUGAGGAGAACAUCACCUUCGGAAGCCCGUUCAGCAAACAGAGGUACAAGGCUGUGAUCGAGGCUUGUUCUCUGCAGCCAGAUAUCGACCUGCUGCCCUUCGGAGACCAGACGGAGAUCGGAGAGAGAGGGAUCAACCUGAGUGGAGGUCAGCGACAGAGGAUCUGUGUGGCUCGCGCGCUCUACCAAAACACCAACAUUGUCUUCCUGGACGACCCCUUCUCGGCGCUGGACAUACACCUCAGCGAUCACCUGCUGCAGGAGGGGAUCCUCAAGUUCCUGCAGGACGACAAACGCACGGUUGUGAUUGUAACCCACAAGCUGCAGUACCUCAUCCACGCUGACUGGAUCAUAGCGAUGAAGGAGGGCUCGGUGCUGAGGGAAGGCACUCUGAAGGACAUCCAGACCCACGACGUGGAGCUCUACGAGCACUGGAAGACCCUGAUGAACCGGCAGGACACGGAGCUGGAGAAGGACACCGAGCUGGACAGCCAGACGGCUUUGGAGAGGAAGACUCUGAGGAGGGCUUUCUACUCCCGGGAGACCAAGAACCAGAUCGACGACGAAGACGAAGAGGAAGAGGAGGAGGAGGAAGACGAUGAUAACAUGUCCACCACGACCAGCAGACGAUCCAAGAUCCCAUGGAGGAUGUGCUGGCGUUACCUCUCCUCGGGGGGGUUCUUCAUGGUCUUCCUCAUGGUGGCCUCCAAGCUCCUCAAGCACUCGGUCAUGGUGGCCAUCGACUACUGGCUGGCCCUGUGGACGUCCGCUAAGAGCGACGCCGCCAACGUAACGGCGUGGACGGGCGGGACUGUACCCAUCGGGAACACAACCGACUCUGUGCCUCUGGAUCCAAAGCAGGCCUCCUACUACCUGCCGGUGUUCACCAUCCUGUGCGGGGCGGGCAUCACUCUGUGCCUGGUGACCUCCCUCACCGUGGAGUUCCUGGGGCUGUCGGCCGCCACCAACCUCCACCACAACCUGCUCAACAAGAUCAUCCACGCUCCCAUCAGGUUCUUUGACGUCACCCCUCUGGGUCAGAUCCUCAACCGCUUCUCAGCCGACACCAACAUCAUAGACCAGCACAUCCCCCCCACCCUGGAGUCCCUGACUCGCUCCACCCUGCUGUGUCUGUCGGCCAUCGGGGUCAUCGCCUCCAUCACCCCCGCCUUCCUCCUCGCCCUGCUCCCCCUGGCCGUGGCCUUCUACUUCAUCCAGAAGUACUUCCGGGUCGCCUCCAAAGACCUGCAGGACCUGGACGAGUCCACACAGCUCCCCCUGCUCUGUCACUUCUCCGAGACCGCCGAGGGUCUCACCACCAUCAGGGCCUUCAGACACGAGGCUCGCUUCAAGCAGCGCAUGCUGGAGCUGACGGACACCAACAACACUGCCUACCUCUUCCUCUCCGCUGCCAACCGGUGGCUGAGGUCCGGACGGUACGACUACCUGGGAGCGGUAAUCGUGUUGACGGCAGCGAUCGCCUCCAUCUGGAGCUCCACCUGGAGCUCCACCUGGAGCUCCACGGACCCCAAGAACACCUACGGCUCCAACGCGGGUAUGGUGGGCCUGGGCCUCACCUACGCCCUCACGGUGACCAACUACCUGAACUGGGUGGUGAGGAACCUGGCCGACCUGGUACAAAUGGCCGCCGUGAAGAAGGUCAACAGCUUGGGCACCGAGUCCGAGAACUACGAGGGGAACCAUGGUUCAUGGGAUCCUUCACCACCUCCUCCACCACCACCACCUCCUCCACCACCCCCCCCCCCCCCCCAGCACCUGGUGUCGUCCAUCACGGCGGCGGAGCAGGUGCUGGUGUUCUCCUCUGGGAUCCUGGUGGAGUGCGACUCUGCCGCCGCCCUGCUGGCCCAGGAGGACAGCCUCUUCAGGGUGCUACACCGCGUCCACACCAUCCUGGAGGCCGACCUGGUCAUCGUGAUGAAGAGGGGGAACAUCCUGGAGUACGACAAACCCGAGACCCUGCUGUUGCAAGAGGACAGCAUGUUCGCCUCCUUCGUCCGCGCCGACAUGUAGGAACGGAAAAAUCCUCGGAACGUACCGGUCUACGGUACGAUUAACGCACAACACGGCGUCGACCGUCGACGGACGCUCGCGUCCCGUCCGGGACGGCCGCCGGCCGGUUUGGGUCGAACAGAACAGUCGAGCCGGUCGUUCCCCCCCCCCCCUUCCUCCCUCCCCGACGUCUGCGGUUCAUCGCCCCGGAGAUGGAACCCGACGUUCAGCCAUCUUGUUUAAAGGGGCGGUAACGCAUCGAAGCCCACCAGGGAAUUCGGUGCCCGGACCCUCAACUUAUUUUUUUAUUGAUGUUUUUUUUUAUUGAUUUAUUGAUGUCUUUGAUUUGAUGUGUACUUGUCAAAGAAAAAAAAAAAAAAGAUUGAUGAAUGCAGUGAUUGGUUUAUUAAUCCAUUCACUGUUAAUUGUUAGUUCAAGGAAUCGGUUGAUUUUAACGUUUUAUAUAUCGUCUUAUAAAGUAUUAACCUUUUUUUCAUGUGUCAUAUCAGAUCAUAUAGCCUCUUUUCAACACGUUUGUGUCACGCUUAAAAUCACAGUGUGUCACAGGCCACGGAGUAAACUAGUCUUCAAAGUCCUGGUUUUGGUCCAAGAUGAGAACUUCCUGCUUCAGAAAAUUCAAGUCCUACAUGCCCAACAAGCACUUUGGCAUUUUUCGAAAUUAUAAAUUAGGAAACACUAAUGAACUAACUCAAAAUAUUAGGGAUGACUUUUAUUUCCUGAAACUGGAAUGUUCCUCCUAGUUUUGGCGUGUAGGAAUUUGUCAGGGUUGUAUUGAUUAUUGACCGAUUGAAACCGCAACUUCAACCUCUCAAACCAAAAACAAAACCUCUUGAUAUGGAUUUGAAUGACGUGAAUUUAGUCCUUGGCCUGUUGUGUAUUUAAUUUUAAACAUCAUGUUUCAACACGAAUGAACAUAACUACUACAGAACUUUGUGUUGAGUCCAAUGAACUGAACAGAUGUCAAAAACAGCCUUAUUCACGGUUCACAGGGACUAACAGUAUAGCAACAUAUUAUUUCUACACCAAAAAACCUUAUUCUUUAGCUUUCCUUAAUUAAUGCACAGCUCUUCCUGCUCCAGCGGGAGUGGCGCUAGGCUAGCAUCACUGCUAGCCGUUAGCUCAGCACUUGUUUUUGUUUCUGUGGCCUGUCUAGUGCGAACACUGUAGGGUACCACGCCAGAGACUCCUGUGAGAGCCGGUGGACCCCCCCUGUCUGUCUGCCUUUGUGCGUUGCUGAAACCCAACUUCUCUGGGACCCUGGGUACUAGCUAUCCACCCCUCCCGAGAUACCAUUAUUUUAUAUACACUUGUACUUCUAUAGUCAUUAUAACCCUUUUUUUCUUUUUUUGUGUCUUCAUAUCUGUACAUAUACUUUCAGUGUUUGACGAUUGUUGAUCUGUUGGUUCAGUGGCAAGAUUUUUUUUUUGUUUUGUUUUACAUGGGGAGGGAUAAUUAGUCUUGUGUUUGAUAAAGCUCAUUUUGAGUCUCAGAUCACAUCGUUAUUAUGGUCCUUAUAGCGCAUAGAAGCUUUAAACUUUCAGUACUAUGGUCAGGGGACAAAACAAGCCAUAUCUUGACAACAACCCAGUGUGUGAGUAUGUUUCUAUAUCGGCUUUUUAUUAUGAAUUUGUACUCGCUUUUUUAUAGAGCAGUUUAUUAACUCUCAGCCCCAUGUGAUGUUGCUACAGGGACGGUCUUGAAAUGGCUUUUAAACAGCAAUUCAACAUCACACCUGGUGUACUAUAUAGGCUCUUCCAGAUACUUAAACUACAGGAAUCUCACAUUUAUACCGUAACAAUAAUAUAAUAAUCAUAAAUGGUCUAUGGGGCCUUGGAGUAAAAACGUGAAGACCUUCUUGUGGUUCAUUCUCCUGGGUUUUGGACGUCAGGUCUGAUCAUCAGAGCCGACUCUCAGUGGACGGUAUCCAGCGCAGGGACGUCUGGCAACGGAAGUAACGCUAGCCAGCGAGGGAAACCUCCGUCCCUGCCUCCUCCCGUCUGAGACACGCCCCCGGCUCAGAGGAGUGCGUAUCAAAGUGUGGGACUGGAUUUGUAUUUUUUUACCGACGACUUCUAAACUGUAUGGUUUGUUUUUAUAUUCGAAAUGGUGUCAGAUGUUUCAGCUUGAGGUAUGAUUGUGUUCUUCGAGGAAACUGCUUUUGUCCCAUGUGUUCUGCCCUGAAGUGUGUGAAAGCAGAUGUUGGGUACAAUUGAGAUAAAGCCAACAACUGCAUUACUAUGUUAUUGGUUUUAGUUGUUUUUGUGACCUUUUUAAAAUGUCCUCUGUCAUAUUUGUUUCACCUACAUUUGUGUUUGUGUGUGUGUGUGUGUGUGUGUGUGUGUGUGUGUGUGUGUGUGUGUGUUUUUUUCUGCUCCUGCGUGAUUUUGUGUGUGUCUGCACGUGUCUGUGGAUGUUUUUGUCUGUGUAUUCCUCUGUAUAAGAACACAUUUUCUUUCGAUAUAUUUCUCAGAAUCAUGUCUAGAAGUGUUUGAUACCAUGUCCCAUUCUCUGUUGUUUGUACGUGACUGUGUGCGUGCGUCUGUGUGUGUGUGUGUGUGUGUGUGUGUGUGUGUGUGUGUGUGUGUGUGUGUGUGUGUGUGUGUGUGUGUGUGUGUGUGUGUGUGUGUGUGUGUGUUUGGCGGUGGGAUCACAUCUCUCUGCCAAAUGUGUCUUGUUAUUGGCCGGCAGCCCUCCACUCUGUCCUCUGAGCAAAGAGCAAAGAAAAGAAUGACUAACACAGAGGAAGAGAGACAGGAUACUACUCAUAGCCUACUACUUCAGUGUCUCUGACAGCCCAAACGGUGACAGAUGAUGGAUCUCUUCUCAUCCGUUCUCCACAGAUAUAAACCCGGGAUGAUAUUUUUACUGAGUUCAUGUUGUUCCUCAGUUGUGUCGGUGUAUGAGAGGGCUCUCCCUACCCUGAUCUUUAUCUAUAUCCAUCUCCUUGAAUCCCUCACCCUCCUACCUAUUUCGAGGUCGUCUCUUGAUCAUCGCAGGAUAUGUAAACUCUUCGUUGUGCGAUUGGCAGCAAAGAGAAGAUCAAACGGUUUUACACACGCGCUUUUGAUUCUGGGACUUUUCCUCGCCCUUUUGUAAAGUUGUUAAUCGCAGUACAAUGUUCGUAGUAGUAAAACAUCGGACAAGAAGCCAUUGAGAUAAAUGUAUUAAUGGCCUUUAUUAUAGUAUUCUACAUGCUAACACUAAUCAGUAUCCGGGGUGGGAAUGAUUGUCAGUAUAGCCCUACCACCCGAACCACAGCCUUGCAUGUAUGCCUAGGUACCCCCUCAUCAUGCAAUCACCCCAACACAUACAACUAUGCAUAUAUAGUGUGUCACAACUUUGAUAUUUAUAAGAUUAAUUUGUUUUUCAAAAGAGCCGUUGACUGUUAAAACUAUUAAAUGAUUUACAAACA